AUGACCCGCCAGCCCGUCUACGAGACGACGUUAGACACACGUGUCAAGCAGCGAGAACCCGACCAGGGCCCGGACCGACCGGCCCAGAGUCCCGCAAUCACACUCCUCGGGCAGCAGCAGCAGCCGCGUGCAGGUCCACCCCACCCGGUGCCGCCAUCGCCCUCGCCCCCGGGAGUGUCAGCCACACCAGGCCACAAGGGAGGCACCACAAGACAGCCCCCACCGCAGGACGCCCGCCGCCCGAAGCGACCACCGCACCAGGGGAGCAGCCGCAGCGCCCCGGUAUCCUCCAGUACCCAGCAGCAACCAGUCCCAACACCCCAUGGUUCCAGCAGCCAUGGCGGUGGCAAUCCCUCAGCACCGACUCCCGCCACCAGAGAUCACGACCCGGUGUUCAGGCAAGCGUCAGCGGCCAUUGACCUGGGACAUCCACCACCAUGGUCGCCCACCUCCGGGAACGCCCCCGCCGGGGCCGUCGCCGUCAAGCCAAGCAUCCACGCAGGCGUCAAGGCGCUCCACCUAGGGUCAGCGCGGCGCCCAAGGCACAGCGGCCACCGCAAUGAAGCGCCGCCCCAGAAUGGCUCCGACCAUGCCCUCAAGCCACCCAGAGCACCACCACUCGCAGACAGCCUCCGAAGAAAUCCCUGUGGCAGUUCCCGAAAGCCUGAAGAGAAGAAGGGAAGACCGGCAGCACCACCCACAAAAAUCAACAGAGCACCCUCCAAGGGAAUCUCCCCAACCCCGCCCGAAAACGACAACGCUCAGCGGCACGACAAUCGACGCUGCUUUCGGCCCGCGUCCUUAUGCGUGCGAGGCCCCUACAUCACCGAGCAUCCGCUGCGGCUCGUCGACUUCGAGUAUCGCGGCCGAGAACCAACGGUUCAGCAACAGCGGCAGCGAGUCGAGCCCUCAGCUGCCACACCAUCAGUCACAGGCCUCCGGCUCGAGCUCCGCGUCGGCGUCCUCCACAAUCUAUAG
Molecule: messenger RNA, 978 nt
Organism: Dermacentor silvarum
Lineage: Eukaryota; Metazoa; Arthropoda; Arachnida; Ixodida; Ixodidae
Product: basic proline-rich protein-like
Exons: 2
Coding region: 1-978 (325 amino acids)
Source: RefSeq, a predicted model, not a curated record